AUUAGGUGGCCAACCUCUCACCAUGGAUUUAGAAUCCCCCGAUCACUGUGCCCGCUAUGCUUCAAAAUCUCUCCUUUUAUUAACACUUCAAUAAACAAAUAUCAACACGGCACUUAAUUUAAUAGACUUUUAUCCAAUUCAUCAAAGAAAAGUAGACAUUAACUGGAAAAAAAAAUAUCCCAGUCCUCAUUUUGUGUCGCAAAGAAGCAGUGGUUGCUAGCUUGUCUGUUAUCAGCUUAGCUUUGAUUGCUUGAUAAUCAAAAACCAGAGGGGAGUUAGGCCAACGGUUAGCAAAAGAAAAAAGAAAGAAAGCUUACUCCCUUGAUAUCAAAGCAAAGCUCUUUUGGCUUUUGCAGUUGAUUCUUGGUCACCAUCUGAAACCCAACCUUCACCUUCCUGUCAUAUUCACUCCACAACCAUCUCUCUAACUUCCUUUCUCUAUGUUGCCCUCCAAGCUUAAAUAAAUGCCCACUUCAGUUUUUCCACUUUGGUGUGUUUUUUGUGUUCUUGGUUAAAGCUAUAAGGUUUUUGAGGGAAAAGUCCUGGUCUAUUGAUAAAAUACCCUUUUUAAGUUUCGAACGGUUGUAAAGUUUGAUGGUAUGUAUUUCUAUUUCUUUUUCUUUUUGGUCAAGAUUGAAGCCCCGAGAGAUUCUAAAACUGGUGCAAACCAAGUAGUGUUCUUCAAUCGAGGAGCUGUAUCGAACAUGAAGAAGCUAUAGUUUGUUUGUGCUUCAAGGUUGAGCCAGUCGGUUAAAAUAUAGUGUUGUUAACUUUCAAGAAAUUGGAGCCAUCUCUGGCCACACCAUGCUCUGGUAUUUGCCUUUUUGCCUUGCUGAAAUCUAAAGCUUUCAAUCAAAACUUGCUGUUUGUCUACUCUGUCUGAUACCCAAUAAUAGAAAUUUUGUGAUUUCUAUAUUAGUGCCAUAUAUAGAAUUCAUGCUGGCGUUCGAAUUCCAGAUAACCCUGAAAACCAUCUCAUUAUUUGAGCCAACCAAAGGCUUGUACCUGAAAAUCUCUGCUUAAAACGUUCCCCAUGAAUACGCGGUACUCCUUUCCAACAGAUUCAUUCCGUAGUUCAAGUCCUGCAGCAUCACUUCCAUCAAAUUCUCCAAUAGGAGAAGAGCAUGGAACUGCGUUUCUCAGAAACAGGUCUCCUCGCGUUGCCCCGUCAUCAUUAUUCGUAAGAACAGCGAUGAGAAUAUCUAGAGCAAGAUGGUUCACCUUCUUGAGGAGAGUAUUCCAUUACCAGAAUGGCUCAAGGUCUAAUCUUGGGUCUAAUCCUUUCAAUUCUAGCUCUUGGAUGAUGCUGGAGUUCGUAGCUUUGCUCCUUCAAAUAUGCAUUACCACGUUCACCCUGGCUAUUUCGAAGGCGGAGAACCCUGUUUGGCCUGUGAGAAUAUGGAUUACUGGGUAUAAUAUCGGUUGUGUCCUCAGUCUGCUGCUUCUUUAUGGACGUUACCGGCAACUUAAUGCAACUCAAGGCGAUGGUUUUGGCCUACCCGAUUUGGAGCAACAGGGGGGCAGUGAGGAAUCCAGGUACUCACAUUUGAUGAACAAGUGUCGGGCCUCACUGGAACUCUUCUUUGCGAUAUGGUUUGUGAUGGGUAAUGUUUGGGUCUUCGAUUCUCGUUUUGGAACCUCCUUCCGUGCUCCAAAACUCCAUGUGCUCUGCAUCUUUCUGCUUGCCUGGAAUGCUCUAAGUUACUCAUUUCCAUUUCUGUUGUUUCUACUGCUAUGCUGUUGUGUGCCACUCAUUAGCACUGUCAUUGGCUACAACAUGAGCAUGGGGUCUGCCGAGAGAGGGGCGUCCGAUGACCAAAUAUCCAGACUACCAAGCCGGAGGUACAAAGCUGUUGUCACCGAUUCAGAGUUUCGCAACAGUGUUGAUUGUGAUUCAACCGUUGCAAGUGAAGAUCUGGAAUGCUGUAUAUGCCUAGACAAUUAUAAAGACAUAGAAGAAGUUAGGCAACUGCCAUGCUCCCACAUGUUUCACCUCAAGUGUGUAGAUCAAUGGCUUCGAAUUAUAUCCUGCUGCCCUCUCUGUAAACAAGAACUGGAAAAAUAGAGGGCAAGGCAACAAUAGAGAACUGAAGAUUUUAUCAAGCUUUCUUCACAGUGUGCGAUUCUUAAUUAUUUUUUUUACAAGGUUCUUUUUUUCUUUUUCCCUUUUUUGUGCUAAAAAGAUUAUGUAUUUGUAUGGUUAUUCGAGUGAGUUUUUGGCUUGUACAGAGGAGCUCACCAGUAAUCAUAAAUGUAGAACUCUGUCUUGGGGUUAUAUUUGGCAGUAGAAUGAUAGGAGUGCUUGCUUCCCUGGGGGUAGGGAAUUCUUUCCUCUUCAAGGAUAUAUACCCCAUGAUCUAUACAUGAUUUUUUU
Populus euphratica (Euphrates poplar) is the source of this 2374-nucleotide messenger RNA. RefSeq names its product E3 ubiquitin-protein ligase At4g11680-like. NCBI's taxonomy places the organism in Eukaryota, Viridiplantae, Streptophyta, Magnoliopsida, Malpighiales, Salicaceae. The transcript is spliced from 3 exons. The coding region runs from base 1034 to 2065 and encodes 343 amino acids. The record is from RefSeq and is a predicted model, not a curated record.